UGGAUGCCGGUAUUUAGUGACGUGUCUUCCCGACGAGCAGAGCAGAGCGGAGCUGCUGGGAGAGAGCGCGCAGCCCGGUGCGCGGGUGAAAGACGCGGAGGUCUCCACCAGAGCAGCAUCAGCAUCAGCAUCAGCAUCAGCAGCCGGGGGGCCGAUGAGGAGCGGAGAGGACCGGACGACAGGGAAGCCUUCUGCCGCAGAGGAGAGCCAGAUUCGGCUGAUCUGACACACACACACACACACACACACACACCGGCAUCCCCCGGUGCGUGCGUACACACCGCGUCACUUACCCCGCGACUCCCGCCCGUGAUAACCGACCGUCCGGGGCGAGCCGCCUCCUCGACCACCCAUCGGGCUCGUGUGGUGCUGGUGCUGGUGGGGACCUGUAGGGUGGAGCUGCACGCAUCUUGGAGUGAAUGCGUCUUAAGACGAGCUCCGUCAUCGCGGGGUCGGCCCCCCUCGUUCCCCUCGGCAGCGGAUGAGAGAGCCCCGGGAAAAGGGGCGCCCCUGUGACCGGAGGAGGGCUGGAUUCUCCCCGGCCGGUGACCUCCUGCUCCGGGGACAAGUCCUCCUGCAAUCACCCGGCGUCCCCUCUCCUCCCGCGGGCUGAGAGCGACGGCGGCGGCGCCCGCAGAUGCGUCCGGCAGCCCCCGAUGCUCGGCAGUGCACCGGGGCAUCCAGGUCGGUGGGAGAGGCUGGAGCCGCGGCCGCGCGCUAGGAUGCUGCGCCAGGUGCUGCACGCGGGCCUCGGGACCUCGUUCCACGCGCUCGGCCGGUUCGUGGCGAGCCACCCGGUGUUCUUCGCCUCGGCGCCCGUGCUCCUCUCCAUCCUGCUCGGCGCCAGCUUCAGCCGGUACCGCGUGGAGGAGGACGUGGAGAGCCUGCUCGCGCCCAAGCACAGCCUGGCCAAGAUCGAGGGCAACCUGGUGGACAGCCUGUUCCCGGUCAACCGCUCCAAGCACGCGCUCUACUCCGACCUGCAGACGCCCGGCCGCUACGGGCGCGUCAUAGUCACCACCCGCAAGGGCAGCGCGCUGGAGCCGGUUCACCUGGACACCAUCCUCAAGCUCCACAGGCGUAUCUACCAGUUGCAGGUGACCGUCCCGGCCACGGGCGUCAACAGCUUCAACUACUCCUUCUCGUACCUCUGCCUCCCGGACGACAAGAACGUCUGCAUCAUCGACGACAUCAUCCGGGCCAUGGAGGAGAUCCAGUCCGCCCGCGCCACCAACCGCACCGCCCCGGUCCUGCGGUACCCGAUCACGCAGCUGGCGGACGGGCGCCACGCGUACAUCGGACACCAGCUGGGCGGGGUGCAGGGGUGGGGCCCCAACGGGGCGGGGCGAGGCCUGGGGUCAGGUCUGGGGUCAGGUCUGGGGUCAGGAGCCAGGGGGGAAGGUGUACGUUCCGCCCGGGCGUUGCAGCUCACCUACUACCUCCAAGCCCGAGGCGGCCUGAUGGACCGCGUUGCCGGCCAAUGGGAGAAGGCCUUCUGCGCGGAGCUGGAGCACUUUGCGGCGCUGCACCCGAAGCUCGGGCUCUACCCGUCCACUUCCUCCUCCCUGCGAAUGGACUUCCAGUUUUCCUCCGUGCUGGCACGUCGCCCCCUGUUGGCCAGCUUGGGGGCGUGCGGCGUCUUGGCCGUCCUCUGCUGCUCCAUGAGGGACUGUGUUAGGUCCAAACCCUGGCUGGGACUGCUGGCCCUGCUGUCAAUCACGCUGUCGGGCCUCACUGCUGCUGGAAUACUCAACCUGACCGGGGCCACCUACAACUCCACGUACCUGGGCAUCCCGUUUGUCAUGCUCGGUCACGGGCUCUUCGGCUCCUUCGAGAUGCUGUCGUCGUGGAGGCGGACGCGGGAGGACCAGCACGUGAAGGAGCGCGUGGCGAGCGUCUUCGAGGACGUCAUGCUGCGCUUCUCCGGCUCCACCAUGCUCCACCUGAUGACCCUGGGCCUGGCCGCCUCGCCGCUCACCAACAUGGAGGUCGUCAGACUCUUCUGCCGCACCGCCGCCUUAGCCGUCACCAUCAGCUACGUUUACAUGUUGUCCUUCUACAGCUCCUGUCUGGUGUUCACGGGCUACCUGGAGACGGGAUACCGACACGGCUGCUUCUGCCGCAGAGUCCCCAAGCCCGACCGGCUGGACUCUAAGCCGGCCUGGUACAGGUGUCUGAUGUACACCCGCUACCAGGACGAGACUCAAGCGACCAACUCGCCGCACGGGGUCGGACACGGUCACGCUCACACUCCCCCGCCAAACCCUAACCUAACUCACACACACGUGCACACGCACCCGCACCCGCACACCGCGAACAACCCUAAUUCGCACGGACUCGACCACGUGGCCAACUCCGCCGAACACGCGCAUCCACACCCUCACACACACUCCGCGGCCAUCGCGGACCCUCACCCUCAGGACUCGCACCUUUUGCUGGGGUGCGUGAGGCGUUGCUACGGAGACUGGAUCACAAACACUUAUGUCAAACCCUUUGUGGUUCUGCUGUACCUGGUUUACAUCUCCUUUGGAUUGAUGGGCUUCCUACAGAUGACGCAGGGUUCUGACCCCAGCGCGCUGGUCGCCAUGGAUACAACGACGGUCUUGUACACCCGUGCCCAGCAGCGAUAUUUCAGCUCGUACUCCCCGGUCAUUGGAUUUUAUAUCUACGAGAGCGCCCCCUACUGGAACGCGUCGGUGCAGCGGGACCUGCUGGAGUACGCCAAGGGCUUCCAGAGAAUCAGCUGGCUGGAGGCCUACCUGAACUACCUGGCGGACCGCAACCAGUCCACCAGCCAGCCACGGGAGAAUUUCACCCGCACCCUGCGCCACUCCUUCCUCCACGAGCCGCAGUUCGCGCACUUCGCCGACGACAUCAUAUUCGCCGAGCGCGGCCAGGGCGAGGAGCCCGACGUGGCCGCGUCGCGCAUCUUCCUGGUGGCCAAGACGACGGAGAACAAGCGCGAGGAGAUGUCGGUGCUGCUGGACACGCUGCGACGCCUGUCGCUGACCUCGCGCGUUCGCUUCCUGAUCUUCAACCCCUCCUUCGUCUACCUGGACCGCUACGCCGCGGCCGUCAGCUCCCCCCUCAGACACUCACUGCUGGCGGUGCUCUUCCUGUUGGGUCUGUCCUCGCUGGCGGUGGUGGAGCCGCUGGUCUCCGUCUGGCUGGGCCUCACCCUGCUCUCCGUGCAGUUCGGGGUCCUGGGCUUCAUGACCUUGUGGGGCGUGGAGCUGGACUGCAUGUCCGUUCUGUGCCUGAUCGCGGCUCUGGGACACUCGGCGGACUGCAGCGGCCCCCUCCUCUGCGGCUUCGCCUCGGGUCGCGGCGAGAGCAGGACUCGCUGGGUGAGAGUGGCGCUGGAGAGACACGGCGUCCCCUCGCUACAGACGCUCAUCUGCUACGGCGCCGCCCUGGCGCCCGUUGGCGCCGUGCGCUCCAACCUCACACACACACUGUUCCGCUGCCUAGCGCUCACGGCCGGCUGCUCGGCGCUGCACACGCUGGCCUUCCUGCCCACCCUGCUCACCUUCCUGCCCCCCUCCAAGACCCGGGGCAGCCGGCCCGGAGGAGAGGGGCAGAGGCCGGAGGUGGAGUGCGUCGAAAUGAACGACAGCACCCGAGUGGUCGACCAGAUCACCACUGUCUGAUCACGCGGUGAUGUUGUGUUUUCCAGCAACCCCCCCCCCCCCCCCCGGUUGCUAUGGUGACUGCCGGCUGGGAAUUGGUCGAUGGUCGUCUGGGCAGCCGAUGUGCACGCUGCAGACAAGAAGGCCGAACCUCGCGAAGAGAAGGGGAGAAAGAUUGGAGGAAUAAUAGAGUUUGAAGGUCGAGGGAGAGAAAAAAAUUAUCCAAACAAAUAAAGAAGAGUAGGAGGCAAGAGAAGAGAAAGAGAAAGACGGGCUCCUAGUGCAGUGUAUCCAUGGUUACCUGCUUGUUGCUAGUGCAGUGUGGCAUGUGAAUGAGUUUUUUUUUCUUUCUUUCUUUCUCUCCCUUGAAUAGCCAAUCAGGAGGGGAGGGAUUCAGCCGGGGUCAGGCCUGGAUGUGACCUCUGACCACACAGGAAGUGCCACACUUUUUUUUUUUCCACUUCUCCAGAUACUCGCUUUAGAUCGGAUCGCAUCUGUUUGGCUACCGCUACUCGUCCACGUUAUCAAGUCGCACAUAACACAGCUCCAACGACAUGAGGCAAAUCAUCUGUAUUACUCGAGUGUUUCUACUUUGAUCCUGGACAAAAAUAAAGUCAAAA
This is a messenger RNA of Scophthalmus maximus (turbot), 4249 nucleotides long. It is a transcript of the gene ptchd1, whose product is annotated as patched domain containing 1. Lineage: Eukaryota; Metazoa; Chordata; Actinopteri; Pleuronectiformes; Scophthalmidae. Gene Ontology annotation, biological process: cognition; chemical synaptic transmission. The coding region runs from base 657 to 3650 and encodes 997 amino acids. Gene Ontology annotation, cellular component: synapse; plasma membrane. The transcript is spliced from 5 exons. The record is from RefSeq and is a predicted model, not a curated record.